UGAUGGAGGAGGAAGUCAUACUAAUGUCUUCUAAUUCUAAUUCCAAUUCCAAUUCUUCUUGUUCAGAAGGGUCAGAGGAUGAUGACCUUGUUAAAGAGCUUUUAGAUGAUGCCACUCCUCUUCUUCUUCCGCCUUCGGACCACUACAACACAAUAAUAAGGCCGCCGCCUUCUGACGAUGACGCCAUUAACAGCUUCAUAUCCAACAUUUACUCAGGUCCUACAAUCUCAGACUUUGAAAAUGCUUUGUCAGUGAUCAAUAAUAGUAACAACCACCAAAGCGAUCAGCAUUUGGAACACCUCUCAUCAGCAAGGGUUUCCAUAUUGGAAAGGGGUUUGAGUAAAAUUGAGAACAAGUAUACGCUCAAAUUCAAGUGCUUUGGCAAUGGGAUGGGUGAUGAUGGAUAUAAAUGGAGGAAGUAUGGUCAAAAAUCUAUUAAGAAUAGCCCAAAUCCUAGGAGCUACUAUAGAUGCACGAAUCCAAGGUGCAGUGCAAAGAAGCAAGUUGAGAGAUCCAAUGAGGACCCAGACACACUUAUCAUCACUUACGAAGGUCUUCACUUGCACUUUGCCUACCCUCAUUUUCUCACAGGACAACCACACCAAUCGCAAUCAGAUCCUCCAAUCAAGAAGCCCAAGCCCAUGCCUACAGCUUCACCAGAAAAUAAAGCCCAAGAAAUUCUAGAAGCCAAGGAUGUCCAAGCCAACCCUACUUUGGGCUUAAUUCAAACAACUUUAACUGACUCCCAAGAAGAUAUGGCCAAUGUUAAUUUGGGCUCACAAGGCCUGCUUGAAGAUAUGGUGCCAUUCAUGGUUAGGAACCCCCAUAACAAUGGCAAUAGCACUAACUCACUUUUUUCUUGUUCUUCUCAACCAACUACACCUCCUUCGCUGUGGUUUCCAAAUUAUUCAACGUCCUGUCAUACCGUUGGCUUGAAUUUUAGCAAUUAGUGUAUAAAUAUGUAAAGGGUUUAGAAAUUGAAGCAAAUUAUAUCGGGUGGUUAUAUUUUUUCUAUUUAUGUGAAUUUAAUAAUAUAUAAGGUAAGGUAACAGGGCAAUUUGGAGUCAUGAUGGUGAAAGAAGGAAAGAAAGUGUUUUUUAUUUCUACUUUGGAUAGGGGGAGGGGUGUUUAUUCUUUUAGUUUAUAUCAUAAGGAAAAAGGU
Molecule: messenger RNA, 1162 nt
Organism: Arachis stenosperma
Lineage: Eukaryota; Viridiplantae; Streptophyta; Magnoliopsida; Fabales; Fabaceae
Product: probable WRKY transcription factor 49
Exons: 3
Coding region: 3-950 (315 amino acids)
Biological process (GO): regulation of DNA-templated transcription
Molecular function (GO): sequence-specific DNA binding; DNA-binding transcription factor activity
Source: RefSeq, a predicted model, not a curated record